Messenger RNA from Eublepharis macularius, 4840 nucleotides. RefSeq names its product Rho GTPase activating protein 1 (gene ARHGAP1). Gene Ontology annotation, biological process: small GTPase-mediated signal transduction; negative regulation of endocytic recycling. Gene Ontology annotation, cellular component: cytoplasm. The transcript has 13 exons. The coding region runs from base 176 to 1483 and encodes 435 amino acids. Gene Ontology annotation, molecular function: GTPase activator activity. NCBI's taxonomy places the organism in Eukaryota, Metazoa, Chordata, Lepidosauria, Squamata, Eublepharidae. The record is from RefSeq and is a predicted model, not a curated record.
AGAGGCGGAUGUUUGCGAAAGGAGUUGACAGGCGGGAGCGGCGCCUGGUAAGCCGAGGAGCGCAACGCAGAGGAAAGCCGACUUGUGCGUGGUCAGCAUCCGGGGUGGGCUUGCUGUUCCCUCAUGCGCUAAGUAUCGGCCCCGUUCAGGACCUGCUGUUAAAAGUAUAAGAACCAUGGACCAGUAUCCAGAUCUGCAGGAAGAUCUGAGUCUGGAGGACACCAAUGAAUCCCUUAAUCAGCUCAAAUUGGCUUCCCUAGAUGAUAAGAACUGGCCAGCAGAUGAAAUGCCUGUUUUUCCCAAAACAGAUGACACCAAGAGCUCUCCUGACACUGCCACUCACCUGCGGUGGGAUGACCCAUACUAUGACAUCGCUAGGCACCAGAUUGUGGAAGUAGCAGGCGAUGACAAGUAUGGGCGGAAAGUAAUUGUGUUCAGUGCCUGCCGGAUGCCUCCCAGCCAUCAGUUGGAUCAUGUGAAGUUGCUGGGCUACCUGAAGUACACGUUGGACCAGUAUGUGGAGAGUGACUAUACUUUAGUGUAUCUGCAUCAUGGUCUGACCAGUGAGAACAAACCAUCAUUGAGCUGGCUGAGGGAUGCCUAUCGAGAAUUUGACCGCAAAUACAAAAAGAACAUUAAAGCAUUGUACAUUGUACAUCCAACUAUGUUCAUCAAGACACUACUGAUUCUCUUCAAGCCCUUGAUCAGCUUUAAGUUUGGGCGAAAGAUUUUCUAUGCAAACUACUUGAGUGAUCUGGAGGAGCAUGUGAAACUGGAGCAGCUGGGGAUCCCAAGCCAGGUGCUAAAAUAUGAUGAGUAUCUGAGAUCACUGCAGAAGCCCUCCCAAGUGUCUCAGAAGACAACCCCGCCUCGCCCUCCCCUGCCAAACCAGCAGUUUGGAGUCUCUCUCCAGCAUUUAAGGGAGAAGAGCUCAAACCAAAACCCCAUCCCACUGGUGGUAAGGGAGACCAUUGGGCAUCUACAGGAGCAUGCACUUACCACAGAGGGGAUUUUCCGGCGAUCAGCAAACACACAGACUGUCAGAGAAGUUCAGCAAAAAUACAACAUGGGACUGCCUGUGGACUUCUUACAGUAUGAGGAUGUGCACCUCCCAGCUGUGAUUCUCAAGACGUUCUUGCGGGACUUGCCUGAACCACUCCUUACCUUUGGUCUCUACAGUGAUGUUGUCAAUUUCUACAAUGUGGAGGAAGAGAAGCGUGUGGAUAUUGUUCGCAAAACACUGCAGUCUCUCCCAGAGGAAAACUACCAAGUCCUGUGUUCACUGAUGACCUUCCUUGGGCAGGUCUCUGCUUACAGUGACAUCAACAAGAUGACCAAUGCUAACCUGGCAGUGGUUUUUGGUCCAAACCUGCUCUGGGCCAAAGAUGCUGCUAUAACUCUCAAAGCCAUCAACCCUAUCAACACCUUCACCAAAUUUCUACUGGAUAACCAGACGGAGCUUUUCCAAAACAUGGAAGCUUGACCCAGAACUUACCUGUGCUAGCACACCAUGUGUCCACUGUGACCACUUUCUUCUUUGUCCCUCCGACUUUUCUAUUCUACCUUGUCUUGGAGCCGUGGCCAAAUCUGUGGAAGCUCCAGAUGAUGAGCAGUGUGUAAGAGGGCUGUGGAGAUGGUACAGCCAAGGAAAUACGUAUGUGUGAGAGAGGUGAUCAAGUGGGGUGGGAAGCUGGUCUUCCCAUCUGUGGAAAAGGAGCCCUGCUAUGGUUGUAUCGGGGAUAUCAGCAACGAGGAUGCUCUUAAAUGCUGUUUUCUAUCUCUUCCUUUCCUUCCUUUCAUGAGUUAUUCUCCUCGAAUAGCUUUCAGUGGACCCCAGCAGAACCCUUUCCCCAGUGCUUGUAUGGUUGAUGGAACUAAUUCGUGUUUCUGCAAUGGGCCUGGAAGGGAAGAAUUCAUAUCAGUUCCUGUUCUUGGACCAGAGUUGAUUCUUCAUGUUACCCAAAUUAGGCCAGUCUUGCAUUUCUGAGCAUCCUCUUAUUUUGAAAGGCUGCUGAGCAGUGUGCAUCAUCCUUUGGCAGAACUGAAUCCUAGUCCUAGUGUGUACUUUGGCUGUGGUAUCUUGCUAGAGAAGAUUGCAUUGAGCUGGGAGUACCUAGUCAUUCAGCAGUUUGCCCUGUUCACGGAACACUAGCACUCACUGUAGGUGCUAUUAAAAAGUUUCCCUGCCACAAUACAGUUGCUUCCUUCCAGUAUUGUGGAGUUCUUUUUUCUGUUUUGCUGUGCCGUUCAGCAGAGGCUGUUGCUGCCACCAAAAUUUCUUUCCAAACUUUGCCAGCAAGCAUUUUCUUUUUUUAAUUGGGAAGUAUUUAUUUUUUCCUGAUCAGUGAACCAGUAGGAAUCAUGCAGGGAAUAUGUACCCUGGUGGUAUUGGCUCCCUAAACUGCCAUGGCCCAAAUUAAACAUUGCCAUUCCUGUGAAGCACAGGCACCCUAUUUACUGACAGUCUCCCCACUGGGAUCAGAAUGUUGGCCAGCAAAAGGCUGAUAAUUGUAGCCAAAUCUCAUGCCGGAACCUUCUUGCCCUAUAUGCUAGGUUCUCUUGUGCCAAAGCUGGGGGGAGGUGAGCUUUCCUAUUCAAGUAAAGUUGUCAGCCUUGAUUCUCGAAUAUUGCCUGAGUGGAUCUGAUGCACCAUUUGUUUCUUUGGUAUUUGGAGAAGCAUUACUGUGCCUUUCUCCAACCUGCAAGAAGUGAUAUAUUCCCACUGUAUAGUUAGACAGUUCUUUGCUCAUAAGAACUCUUCUCUUUAGAUCAGGAAGUUUAGACUAGCCACAGAUGUUCUAAGCCAUUUUUGUUUUUAUGAACUAGCUAUUUCCUACUCAGACCUCUGCUUUUUACUAAGACUGAAAAGGUACAUUUUCAUGGUGUCUUGCUUUCAACUGUGUUAUGGCUGUUUUGUCUGCCUCCAGCAAGUAAACUGACUCUGUAAAAUAGCAGAUUUGGAAUUCACAGGAUUGUGGAAAAAUGUUAAACCUCACUGCAUACAAACCUAGUGUGCUCCUGUCUCAGAAUGGUUAAGGGAGCAAGAAGAUAUUUUGUGACAAAUUUACCAGUGAGCACUGUUGAGGGCACUAAGAUUGCAACAUCACAUAGCUUAGCCACUGGCUGCUUCUGUUGCUUUGGCAGAAUGUUUUUAAAAGAUUUCAGCUAUGAUGAAUUUACCAGGAAUAACAAGUUAACACGUCUGAAACACUCAUGAGGGGCUGAUGAGCAUGUAGUGCUGGUUCAUCCUGCACAAUACACAGAAUCAACCUGAGCAAAGAAAAGAGUAAUGCUUUAGUUUCAAGCCUAGAACAGUGCAUUCCAGUCUUGGUAGGAAUGCUGAUUUUCUGUUUAAAUAAGUCGAGGCACUUUUGCCAAGAAUGCUAAAUGACACAGGAUUAUCAAGAGGAAUUAUUUCUUAUGAAGAAUACAGUUGAGCAUGGCUAAAUAGAGAAUGACUUGUUUGAUGAAACUAUGAACUCCAGGCUCGUGGCUUUGCUUUUUAGUUACUUAUCAGUCUGUUGGGCUGCCCUGCUCUCAGUUGCUGGCUGAUCUGCCUUCUGCGGCAUUGAUUGUUGAGUUUAGGAGUGGACUUCUGGUCCUGUUCCAAGAUUCAGGGCUGCUGGGUUGCUUGCCUUACUACAGAGUUACCAGGUGGAAAGAAAAAGAUGCUGGUUCUCAUGGAAAUGUGCAGUUCAGGGACUUGAAGGCUAAGGGGUUCGAGGUACAAGUCACUGCUCUCUACCCCUAACUCCUGGGAUGCAUACCAAACCUGGUGCAGCUUGAAAACAACCAUAAUUCAAGCACGAGGUAUGCAGACUGCUUUGGGUAGGCAUUGCCACUGGAGUCUGGUGAUACUUUGGCAGACUUCAAGUUCCUAAGCAUGAUUUUUCUCCUACCGUCGUAUUGCAGAUUUCUGUAUCAUUGGAUGCUGUACAUUCACAAAACCCUGGAAGCAAGCCUGUAUAAAUAGCUCCGUUUCUUUCUGUACUGAACUAAAGUUGCCUGGAAACCUACACAUAGUAGCAGUGGUGUCUUUGCCUAAUCCAUUUCUCAUUUCUGCCUCUUCCAAAUCUGUUUCCACUGUGACAGUGCUGCGGUGCUGUGUGCUAAGCCUGGAUGCACCCUUGCCUCUAAACUGUUUUGAAUGUUUCUAUGUAUGCUAUUUGGAUCAAGGUGUUAGGCAUCCAAGCAGGCUACAGGAAUUGCUGGAGGAUCAGCAUCUCAUGGGGCCAGUCGUGCUCCUUUCCCUUACUUUUGUAGUAAAAGUCUGGUAGCUGAUUAGGUAGCCAUGGCUACGUGCAGCAUCCUCUGUCCUUCUGUGACUGCACAUCUGCCUUGCAUCCCUUUGCUGCUUGGUUUCCAUGUUUGAUAUUGGCCACAAUGCUUCUGUGGGUGGAACAUUCUCGUUUUUUGCUUGACUGCUAAAGCCUUUGUGUGUUGGUUCCCCUAGGAACACAUUCUGUGCUCUCAGCUCUCCCAGUCAUUCCCGCGUCUGUACUGGGAACAGUUUUUGAGUGAUACAACCGAAGUCAAGGCCAAUGGGAUGCCUUAUGGUAACAAUCUCUUUGCUGACUCAGUAGAGGAAUUAAUGGCCAAAUGCCCCCUGGAUGCGUGCUCCAGCACUGGGGCCCCUAUGUGCAGUUUACAGUUUUGCUUUUUGUUGAUGUUAUCCUCUGCAUUCUUCAUUCUCAUCGCUGAUGUUUAUUGGGUGCCGAGCUGAGGUUUUUACUGUGACAUUAAUUCACAACCAUGUUUAUUUCCUUCUAAAUUGUACCAAUCUUGUAUUUCACAGUUUGCACUUUUUGUACUUCAAUAAAAACCCAAAGUCAAUACUAGA